Erinaceus europaeus (western European hedgehog) is the source of this 5369-nucleotide messenger RNA. RefSeq names its product zinc finger and AT-hook domain containing (gene ZFAT). Bases 176 to 3892 code for a protein of 1238 amino acids. The transcript is spliced from 16 exons. Lineage: Eukaryota; Metazoa; Chordata; Mammalia; Eulipotyphla; Erinaceidae. Gene Ontology annotation, molecular function: RNA polymerase II cis-regulatory region sequence-specific DNA binding; DNA-binding transcription factor activity, RNA polymerase II-specific. The record is from RefSeq and is a predicted model, not a curated record. Gene Ontology annotation, biological process: regulation of DNA-templated transcription.
CUCCAUCCGCCAUGUUGGAUGCCGCAGAUUCGCCAUAACCUCGGCUGCGCUUUUCUUAAAAAAAUUUAAAAAGUCAAAGCGAAGCCUCCGCUGGGCGGCCCGACUUCUCAAAGGACUUGAGAGAGAGUCCCGGAAGAGUCUAUGCUUUUUUUUCCUCCGCGGUCCGGACGUUGCCAUGGAGACGCGGGCGGCAGAAAAUACGGCUAUCUUCAUGUGUAAAUGUUGUAACCUUUUCUCACCAAGCCAGUCGGAACUCCUCUCCCAUGUUUCUGAGAAGCAUGCUGAAGAGGGAGUCAAUGUGGAUGAGAUCAUCAUUCCUCUCAGGCCUCUCAGUACUCCCGAGCCCACCAACACAAGCAAGACCAGAGAAGAGCUUUCGGUGAUGAAGAGGAAGAGAGGCAGGCCUAAGGGAUCCACCAAGAAGCCCAGCCCUGAAGAGGACCUGGUAGAAAACCCAGUCCAUCCCAGUGAGAACAGUCCUCUGGCCUCGCAGGAGGGGAGCAGCCUAGCACCCAGCAGCCUGGAGUGUAGCAAGUGCUGCCGGAAAUUCUCUAAUUCACGUCAGCUGAGGAAGCACAUCUGCAUCAUUGUGCUGAGCAUGGGUGAGGAGGAAGGAGAAACAGGAAAUGAAUCUGACCUGGAACUGGAAAAGAAGUGUCAGGAUGAUGACCGCGAAAAGGCCCCAAAGAGACCUCGGUCACAGAAAACAGAGAAAGUCCAGAAGAUUUCAUCAGGAAAGGAGGCUGGGCAGAUUUCUGGAGCAAAGAAACCCAUCAUAAGUGUGGUUUUAACUGCCCACGAAGCUAUUCCAGGUGCUACCAAGAUUGUUCCAGUAGAGGCUGGGCUCCCAGAGACAGAAACUGCCAGCCCUGAGACCACUCCAGCGGACCUGGCACCCCGUAGGGGGUACCAGGAAUAUGCUAUUCAGCAGACCCCCUAUGAGCAGCCAAUGAAGUCAAGCAGGCUCGGUCCCACGCAGCUGAAGAUCUUCACCUGUGAAUACUGCAACAAGGUCUUCAAGUUCAAACACUCGCUGCAGGCCCAUCUGAGGAUCCACACCAACGAGAAGCCGUACAAGUGCUCCCAGUGCAGCUACGCCAGCGCCAUCAAGGCCAACCUCAACGUGCACCUGCGUAAGCACACCGGUGAGAAGUUUGCCUGUGACUACUGCCCUUUCACCUGCCUGAGCAAAGGCCACCUCAAGGUGCACGUGGAGCGGGUGCACAAGAAGAUCAAGCAGCACUGCCGCUUCUGCAAGAAGAAGUACUCGGACGUGAAGAACCUCAUCAAGCACACGCGGGACUCGCAUGACCUGCAGGAUAAGAAGGUCAAGGAGGCCCUGGAUGGGCUGUGCCUGAUGACCAGAGAGGGCAAGCGGCAGCUGCUCUACGACUGCCACAUCUGCGAGCGCAAGUUCAAGAACGAGCUGGAUCGGGACCGCCACAUGCUGGUCCAUGGGGACAAGUGGCCCUUCGCUUGCGAGCUCUGUGGCCACGGCGCCACCAAGUACCAGGCGCUGGAGCUGCACGUCAGGAAGCACCCCUUCGUGUACGUCUGCUCCGUAUGCCUCAAGAAGUUCGUCAGUUCCAUCCGGCUGCGCUCCCACAUCAAGGAGACGCACGGGGCUGCCCAGGAGAACCUGGUCUUCACCAGCUCCAUCAACCAGAGCUUCUGCCUCCUGGAGCCAGGGGGUGAUAUUCAGCAGGAGGCCUUGGGGGACCAGCUGCAGCUGGCAGAGGGAGAGUUUGUGUUCCAGGGGGUCAGUACACCCACACCUCCGGAGGUGGCCUGCCCCGGGGAUGUGCAGCCUGAAGAGGGUCAGAAGGAGCCAAUGGUCCCUGUGGAAGUUCCCGUAGGACCCGCACGCUUAGCCGACUCCCAGGCUGAAAGUGCCGUCCUGCCACCCAGUGAGCCAGAAGCCGCGGUGGUCUCCUCAGAUCUUCACUCGCACGUGGUGGCUGCUGGUGAGUUUCUGCUGAAAAACAAUGCCUCGCCUGCUGAGGCUCACAAGGACACCCUACACAGAGACCCCACGCAGAGUCAGGGCGAUGGCGUCACACUCUUGCUCCCCAAGGUCAAAAGGGAGGAAGUGAAGCAGGAGACUCAGAGUGCCAACUGCCCUCCCGGGGAUGGGCAGAAAGGGAGUGCCCUCCUGCCAGAGUGUCCAGAUCCCAGUCCAUGUCUCAGGUCAGAGCAGGAUAAAGCUCCCAAGCGACCUCCAGUAGCCGGUGAUGGGGACAGAGCCCUGAGCCAGCCUGACCCUUGCCCUCCCACCUCUGAGCAUCAGGCUGGUGUCACCGCCUUUAUGAAGAUCCUGAACAGUCUACAGAAGAGGCGAAUGAACACUGGAUUGUGCGAGAGGAUCCGGAAAGUGUACGGAGACCUGGAGUGUGAAUAUUGUGGCAAACUUUUUUGGUACCAAGUGCAUUUUGAUAUGCAUGUCCGCACCCACACCCGGGAACAUCUGUAUUAUUGCUCCCAGUGUCAUUAUUCUUCCAUCACCAAAAACUGCCUUAAACGCCAUGUAAUUCAGAAACACAGUAACAUCUUGCUGAAGUGUCCCACUGACGGCUGUGACUACUCGACUCCAGAUAAAUAUAAGCUGCAGGCACAUCUUAAAGUUCACACAGAGCUGGACAAAAGGAGUUAUUCUUGUCCUGUGUGUGAAAAGUCUUUCUCAGAAGAUCGAUUGAUAAAGUCACAUAUCAAGACCAACCACCCCGAGGUCUCUAUGAGCACCAUUUCUGAGGUUCUUGGGAGGAGGGUGCAGCUGAAAGGACUGAUUGGAAAGAGAGCCAUGAAAUGCCCAUAUUGUGAUUUCUACUUCAUGAAGAACGGCUCAGACCUUCAGCGGCAUAUCUGGGCACAUGAAGGUGUGAAACCCUUCAAAUGUUCUCUGUGUGAGUAUGCAACUCGUAGCAAGAGUAACCUCAAGGCUCACAUGAAUCGUCACAGCACUGAGAAGACCCACCUGUGUGACAUGUGUGGCAAGAAGUUCAAGUCCAAAGGGACGUUGAAAAGUCACAAGCUGCUUCACACGGCCGAUGGGAAGCAGUUCAAGUGCACGGUGUGUGACUACACGGCGGCCCAGAAACCACAGCUGCUACGGCACAUGGAGCAGCACGCCUCCUUCAAGCCUUUCCGCUGUGCCCAUUGCCACUACUCAUGCAACAUCUCCGGCUCUCUGAAGCGGCACUACAACAGGAAGCACCCCAAUGAGGAGUACACCAACGUGGGGACCGGGGAGCUGGCCGCAGAUACCCUCCUCCAGCAAGGUGGUUUGAAGUGUCCUGUUUGCAGCUUUGUAUAUGGCACCAAAUGGGAGUUCAAUAGGCACUUGAAGAACAAGCAUGGACUGAAGUUGGUAGAAAAUGAAGGUGAUCCCAAGUGGGAGCCAGCAACAGAAUCUCCUGAAGAGCCUUCCACCCAGUAUCUACACAUUACAGAAGCUGAAGAAGAUGCCCAAGGCACACAGGCUGCUGUGGCAGCUCUCCAGGACCUGAGAUAUACCUCAGAGAGUGGUGACCGACUUGACCCCACAGCUGUAAACAUCCUCCAGCAGAUUAUUGAGCUGGGCGCUGAGACCCACGAUGCCACUGCUGUCGCCUCAGUGGUUGCCAUGGCACCAGGGACGGUGACUGUUGUGAAACAGGUCACUGAGGAGGAGCCCACUUCCAACCACACAGUGAUGAUCCAGGAGACCCUCCAGCAGGCCUCCGUGGAGCUGGCAGAGCAGCACCACCUGGUGGUGUCCUCUGACGACGUGGAGGGCAUCGAAACAGUGACCGUCUACACGCAGGGUGGGGAGGCCUCCGAGUUUAUCGUCUACGUGCAGGAGGCCGUGCAGCCCAUGGAGGAGCAGGCCAUGGGGCAGCAGACCCAGGAGCUCUAGAGGACACUCACUCUGGGUCACAUGGCGCUGCAGGGCAGGGCUGCCGGGCUCUGCAAGGCACAGGGGGUGCAGGCGGCACCCCAGGCAGGGAGGGAGAUGGAAACGGGGUGCUCUCCUUGGAGGUUCGCCUCUUCUCUCCACCCGGGCUGCCACAUGGGUUCUCUUUGUCCUGCAUUGGGUGGCUGAGGUGAUUCACAUCACCAGCAAUACAGAACCCUUGCUGCUCCCCCACCUCCCAACCCAGACAGACAGACAGACAGACAAGACAGACAGACACACACACACACACACACACACCUUUACCUUUGUAGGAUCUACUUCUGGAGAGACCUUUGUAUCAACUGACCAGACGUGGCCCACACCAAAUUGCCCCUUUGCUUCAAGAUGAAAAGAAGAGACACCCGCUUCCCAGCCUGUCCGUUUUCUCCUGCGUCUCACCCGCCCCCAACCCCGUGACUCCCACCCUGGUGCCAGCUCCUCAUCCACAGUUGCCCUGCAACUGGGUGAAAGGAAGACAGCUAUCACAGAGAAAAUGCCCUUCCGGUGUUUCUUCAUAACCUCUUGGGGAUCUCGGUGGGGUCCUGGUUUUACCUACAGUCUUCUGCCUCUUUCAUCUAUCUCCCCAGGGCACUGUGAUGGUGUGAAGUCUCCCCCCUAUUUGAGGACCCUGCCAUUCCUGUCAGAGAUGAGGUCUUAGUUGCUACCUGGGAUUCUUCUGGCUUUAAAACACAUGCACUUUUUCCUACUGCCCAUGUCCUAGUUCAGGAAUGGAAACAGAGAGGAUAAAAACACUGAGUAGCUCAGAACACCAUGAGUUGAUGACCUGCAUUUCCCUUUCUUACAUUGAAAUCCUGCCUUUGGGUCUGACCUAGUCACACUCCUUUGAAGACCCAGGCCCUUAAAAUGAUGCUCUUUCCCCUUUGAAGCACUCGGAUUCAGUCUGGGCUCCAUGGAUUGAAGCCAACAUUUGGGCUCUUUGUUUCCUGGUGCCCAGCAUCUGCCCUGCUGCCAGCUGAGACAUGGCAGUGCCCCUCUGGUUCACUUUGUACUCAGGAGAAGCGACACAUCGACAAUCAGCAGCCCUCAGACACACUCGUGUUUGACUCGGGCCUCCAUCCAGGUGCUCUCGAGAAACUCCAUACCUUCGGGGAGCUCCUGCCCUGUGCCCAGCAUGGAGGGAGGAUCAUGGUGCACCCCACUCAGCCCUGGGUCUUCUCAACUUCGAACCCUCACCAUCCGACUCACUAGGGCUCAGACUUACUUUCCCUGAUGCCCCUCUUCAAAUGAAAUCGCACAUGAAGUGUAUCUAAGCAGACGUACAGGGAGCGGAAAAUACUACUCAUUCUGGGCCAGGAGGGUGGAGGCCCUGGGCUUGGUCCACCUUGUCGGCACCCUUUCUCCUCUGGGGUAAAACUUAAAAUCUUCUUCUCAAAUACAGGGAGAAAGUGGCCUCUUGCCCCAAGCAAGGAAGGGAAGG